This is a messenger RNA of Achroia grisella, 885 nucleotides long. It is a transcript of the gene Arpc5, whose product is annotated as actin-related protein 2/3 complex subunit 5-B. The transcript has 3 exons. Gene Ontology annotation, cellular component: Arp2/3 protein complex; cytoplasm; actin cytoskeleton. NCBI's taxonomy places the organism in Eukaryota, Metazoa, Arthropoda, Insecta, Lepidoptera, Pyralidae. The coding region runs from base 159 to 611 and encodes 150 amino acids. Gene Ontology annotation, molecular function: actin filament binding. Gene Ontology annotation, biological process: Arp2/3 complex-mediated actin nucleation; regulation of actin filament polymerization; cell migration. The record is from RefSeq and is a predicted model, not a curated record.
AAAAAAAUAGAAAUCAUCGUUGAUGUUCUAUCUCUCUCUAUUCUUCUACAGUUUGUGAAAUGUACUUCAAUUUACUAAACACAAUAUAAAUAUACAUUCUUAAACUCUGUAAUUUUAAUAUUUUUUCCUUUAUUUCGUUUUUUAUAUUAAAAUUAAUAAUGGCUAAAAACACGUCAAGUUCGGCUUUCCGAAAAAUAGAUAUUGAUCAGUACAACGAAGACAACUUUAGAGAAGAAGAAGCUGAACAAUCUGUGCCAACCGGUCCUGACGAAGGCGAAGUCUCGACUUUACUUAAUCAAGGACGAUGCAUUGAAGCUCUUCAACUAGUACUUAGUAAUGCUCCAAUGGGAUCUUCAAAUCAACAAGUUAAGGAUGGUGCAUUAGCCUUAACUCUGAAAGUGCUACUGGCUAUCAAAUCCGCUCAAAUAGAAGAAGCUGUUGGUAACCUGUCCAGGGAUGAUGUUGAUAUUCUUAUGAAAUACAUAUAUAGGGGCUUUGAGUGUCCGUCGGAAGGUUCUAGUGGACAUUUGUUACUUUGGCAUGAGAAAGCCUACAAUAUUGGAGGCUCCGGUUCUAUAGUAAGAGUUCUAUCUGAUAGAAUGAAAGUUUAAUUUUAGCCCAGUCAGAACUUGUUUAUAUUUAUGUUUGUUUCUAUUCAAAUACUUAUAAAAUAAUAAAUCAAUAUACCACUUUUUUUUAUUUUAUUACAUGAUAAAUGUAAUAAGUGAAUGAACGAAUUUUUAUAUGUAAUAAGUGUCUAUUUUCCAUUCAUCUCUGUUCACAGUGUUAUUUUUAUUCACCUCGUUUCUUAUCACAUCUCCUUUCACAUUCCAUCUCUUUUUCAGCCAUCCUCUCCCCUUAUAACUAUCCACAAGGAUAUAUUCU